GGUAGAUCCAUAAAACCGCUUCUUUCUUUCGUGGGAUAGAUAAUAUAUUUGCGAACGUUGCCAACUUCAUAUAACUCUGACAGAUAGUUAUGGCGUUAUGGGGCUGUCAAUGACUUAACCACCACCAAUAUUUCAUCCCUUUGUAUAUCUAUUAUCUAUGAUUUCAUCUAUGACCAUGACAUACGACAUCUCUUAUCUAUGCCCGUAUAAAAUAAUUGCAUGGUUAAUAUUUUAUUAAAAAUUAACAAUUACUUUAGUCAGAAGUUUUUUGUUUUCCUUAGUUGUUUUUAUUAUAAGACUCGUAACUUUAAUACAUUUAAGUAUGCAAGAAGUACAAACUGGAAAAUCACAAUUUCGAAGCAAGUAUUAACCAAAACAUACGUAUUUACAACAGGAUUUAUUUUUAUAAAUUGUCUGUAGUUGUGAUAUCUGCGAUUUUAAAUCGACUGGAAGACAAAGAUCCUAUAGUAACAAAUGCAGCUAUUACUUCUUUGCGUAGAUUAUCCAAAAUACAUUCCAAUAAAAUUAUUUUUGAGUGUUGUGCUUUCUGUAACGAGACCAAAUUAAAAAAGUCGCACCUUUUGCAAGUAAUGAGUAUUAUAAAAUAUGUUACACAGGAACAUAUGACUCACAUUGAUGGUGAUGGAGUCAUUCUUCUGGUGAACUUUUGCAUGAAUCAAAUAACAGAACAAGAUGAAGAUGCCCAAAAAACUGCCUCAGAAGUAUUGGUAGAAGUUGGGAAACGACACCCUGUACAGAUUAUUGAGGUAUUAACAAAAAGUUUGGAAGAUUUGUGCAAGGAUAUAUCAGAAAAUUCUACCAAUGUACUGCAUUCAGUUAUUCUCGUUACAUUAGGUUCAUUGGCAGCAGCAAAUCCAUAUGCUGUGGUUCCGCAUAUGAAACAAAUGUUUACAUUAUUGCUACCUCUUUUAGGAAUAACAAGAAAUGAGACAUACAAUGCAUUAGCAUAUGCUAUGGGGCAUUUUGGAGAUGCUGUACAGGAAUACCUACUGAAUGGGGAUAAAGUGCCUGAUCCUACUAUAAGUAAGGAAUGCUUUCAAAUGGAAAUUAAUGUUAUAGUUGACAGUUUGAUAGCUCAUUUACCAAAUGUAAGGGACCCAAAGGAACAUUUACUAGCUUUAGCAUCUAUUUUGCCUAUUGCAAGUGGAGGAAAUGCUUACCAAUACAUGCAGAAAUUAUUACCUUUGGUCUUAAUUGUAUGCAAGAAACAAAAAGAAUUGUUUGCAGCUGUGCAGUGUUUGAGCUCCAUCAUUGAAAUAUUAUUACCAACUAAUGGGUUUAUUUUAGAACCACAUUUGAAUUCUUUAAUUGGGGUGUUGGUUGAUUUAGUGCAACCUGAACAGGAUUAUGCUCAACCUCAAUUAGUUCGUGCACACAAUGAAGCUUUAAGAUGUUAUGAAAAUCUGAGCAAACAUUUUACUGAUUGUUGUGUAGAUCAUUUGUUUAAGUUGUUGAAAUACCCAACUAAUGAUAAAAAUAGAUUGAAGUCAUUAAUAAUAUUCAACCAUAUUAUUAAUUCAGUUGACACUGUGAAGAAUAAAAUAGGUAACUUACUACAGAUUUUAAACGAUUUCCUGGAUAAUUCCAGCAUAGCAGUGAAAAAAAUGCUCCUUCGUACCAUAGUUACUUUAUCCUGCAAGAAUUUAUUACCAAAGGAUGCUCAGUUGCAUUAUUGUAACUUCAUGUUGCGCAUGUGUGAUUGUUUCACACAUGAAAAGUUGACAGCCAGUCAAGAAAUAAACUCUUUGAAAGAAACUGCACAGAACACACUAUACUUGUUGAGUACAACCUUUCCUCAGUUAAGCGAUACACUUGGUAGCAUACUAUUAGAAAGUAUGUUGCAAGGAAAUGAGCAUCCAAUAAUACUUCGUUGCUUGGUGCCACUAGCUUCUUUCAAAACUGAAUUUUGGGAAACUCCCAAUAUUAAAGUCAUAGUUCGUUGCCUUAUAAUUUUAGGUAAACCAUUUCCAGUAGCAAGAAGUCAAAAUGCCUUGAGGUUUCUUCAGUUUAUUCGCCCUUGUGAAUCAGAUUUUUACAAGGUCGUUUGGGAUCAUCAAAUUCCUCAGAUGAUAAAAUAUUUAGAACAAAGCCAACAUAUUUUUAAUGAAGCUGAUUGGUUAGAUCAUAUAACCAACUUUUUGUCAAUGUGCUUGGAAGCAGUACAAGACGAAGAAUUUACAAACUCUGUGGUUUAUGCCAUAAAAACGGAAUUAGACAACAAUCCUAAAGAUGACGUGGAAUUAUUACUAAGAUUACUUGCUGUAACUACUUGCCAUUUAAAAAACGAUCAACAGGUUUCAUCCAAUUUGAAAAGCAUUUUAAAAGUUGUCCCACCUUACAAUUCUUCAAGAUUGGAUGCGUGUGCUAAAGCAUUAGGAAUUUCUUCAAGGAUUCACUGGAAGUCAGUGAUGGAAGAAUUACAACUUAUUCGAAAAGAUUUAUUGCAUAAAGGCCACGGUACAAUAAUGGGGAUUGUCAGUGGACAUCACAGAAAUGACAGCUCUUCAAGCAAGAUACGGAUUUUAUUACUCACAGCUUACAGUGAAAUAUGUGGUAAUCCAGUUUCUCCAUUGCUACAAGUAAUUGAAAAGGACAUAUUAGAUUUUGCAGUUACAGAAUUGGCUAACUGUAAGGAUGUGACGGUGCGUUCUUGUUGUUUAACUGCAAUUCAAUCAGUGGCCGAAGCAAUGCAUCCUGAUAGAAACAAUCUUCAUGUUAGAAUGCGAAACAAAAAUUUAGUCAUACAAAAUGUCUCAAGUCAAUUACAGUUACAUUGUGGACCGGAAUUUGUACAACUUUUUCCACAAAUUCUUUCUGUAUUAACGGCCUUGAUAAAACUACCGCCUGGUUUAGAUAUAGAACAAAGAGUUCAACUCCUUGAUUGUUCUGUUUCUACCAUUUUGAAGGCGUCUGGUGUAUACUGCAAAAUAAGUGAAGAUAAAACAAACUAUGGGGAUUUAAAACUGGCUUGUUUCGUUUAUAAUAGUUUCACACCUUUAAAUCUCUUAGUUCAAGAAAUAUUUUUACAAAAUCCUGACCAUUCAACUUUAGAUGAAUUGGUGAUGCUUAUCAAACCUUGGUUGAGUCGGAAAAAACCAGAGCAGCGCUUGCCUGCCUUGGAAAUUUUGCAGAGUGCUCUGUUUACAUACUUAGAAAAUUGUCAGUUUGUUUAUGUCUCAGGCUGCUUAAGUCAUUGCGGGGAACUUGUAGCAGGUUUAAUUCCACGUUGUCUCGAUGUAAAUAAAAAUAUCAGAUCGGUUGCACUCCAAUCAGUAAAAUUAUCUCUUUGUAUAGCUGCUCGCCAUGAUGGACAUGCUAAAGAACAUGAAAAAAUUGUUAGUCAGAAACUCAAAAACUCAUUGGACAAUAUACGCACAGAUGAGUCUUCAUUAUUAUGUAAUUUAAUGAUAGACAUUGCAUCUGCUGCUCUAAAUUAUGUACCAAGAGCUCAGAUUCCUCAACUUAUAUUGGGACUUAUCGAUUGCCUUGUCGAUACUGAAUUGCAGA
Messenger RNA from Agrilus planipennis (emerald ash borer), 3528 nucleotides. Its product is annotated as maestro heat-like repeat-containing protein family member 1. The annotation marks the transcript as partial. Gene Ontology annotation, cellular component: cytoplasm. The transcript is spliced from 9 exons. The record is from RefSeq and is a predicted model, not a curated record. Lineage: Eukaryota; Metazoa; Arthropoda; Insecta; Coleoptera; Buprestidae.